AUGGAGUCGGUUAAGGCGGCAAAGAUGGUCUACUUAGGCGUUUGGUUCGACCCGCGGACCGGCGGUCCGGGGGUGUGCAAGACGGCCGAGACAAGGUCCCAGGAGAGUUCGAAAUGCGACGAGAGUAGCCAGUCAACUGAUGAAGACUCAGAAAAAAGCGAACCAGAAGAGAACGGCUUUCAAGACGAUUUUGACCUUAUGAAAAUAUCGAGCGCCUCUCCAGAAGAACUGAACGCGAUUAUCGAUCGACUGGAGGUCCGCGAGCAGUGGAAACGAGUUCCGGCUGUAUUUAUGGCACGGUUGAAGUCCAUGCUCAAGGUGACGGAAUUGGAGUUGGCAGCGGCUGUUAGCCGCAACGGAAAGGAAGCUAUCAACGACUGGCUCCUCGGACUGGUGCUUUUGGAGGAGGAGAUCCGAGCGCACUUGCCAGAAGCGCAGUUGCCUGCAAUGCCAGCUAUACGGAUGCUACCGAGGCAUACAUUGAGAUUGAAGCAGUUCAACAGGAAGCGGUGGCUGAUAUUUCGAAAACCAUAA
Molecule: messenger RNA, 534 nt
Organism: Gregarina niphandrodes
Lineage: Eukaryota; Apicomplexa; Conoidasida; Eugregarinorida; Gregarinidae
Exons: 2
Coding region: 1-534 (177 amino acids)
Source: RefSeq, a predicted model, not a curated record